Sebastes umbrosus (honeycomb rockfish) is the source of this 2714-nucleotide messenger RNA. RefSeq names its product very long-chain acyl-CoA synthetase. The record is from RefSeq and is a predicted model, not a curated record. Bases 213 to 2069 code for a protein of 618 amino acids. Gene Ontology annotation, molecular function: long-chain fatty acid-CoA ligase activity; long-chain fatty acid transmembrane transporter activity. NCBI's taxonomy places the organism in Eukaryota, Metazoa, Chordata, Actinopteri, Perciformes, Sebastidae. The transcript is spliced from 10 exons.
GUGGGGGCCAGUAAGUACUACUUUGAGUUUGACUAGUGUGUUUUUGUCGAGGUGGAGGCUGGUUUGACCUCAGUAGAGCUCAUUGGCUGUCACUGAGAAACUGCAUAAUAAUGAGCAGACCACCAGCCUGACUGCAGGUUUCCUGUUAUUUAAAGCUUAGGGAGUCUUGCAGAGAGAGAGGUAGGAGAAGGUGUGGUGUGUUGUUGUUAAAGAUGAUAGCUGUGGUGUUAAGCAGUGUUUUAGCAGGACUCCUGGCUCUUCUCCUCUACCAGAGGAUCUCUUAUCCUUUCUUCUGGCUGGAUCUGAGUUACUACUGGAGGCUCCAGAGCUACAGGAAGACUCUGCAGGCUCGUAUGCAGCGAGGAGUCAUCACAUACCUCGACUGUUUCCUCCACCAGGCGAGGAAGAGCCCCAACAAACUCUUCAUCAUCUACGAGAACCAGAGGCUGACCUACCGGGAUGUGGACCGGAGAAGUAACCGGAUGGCCAACGCGUUCAGAGCGGACGGUUCUCUGAAACAAGGAGACAUUGUCGCCCUGUUGAUGCUCAACGAGCCGGACUUCAUCUGUGUGUGGUUGGCUCUGUGCAAACUGGGCUGCGAGGUCGCUUUUCUCAACGUCAACAUUAAAGCCAAAUCUCUGCUGCACUGCUUCCACAGCUGUGGAGCCAGGACGCUGCUUGUAGGCAAAGAUUUGGUGCGUUUGGUGGAGGAGGUGUUGCCGGAUCUGAAGAAGGACAACAUGGCGGUGUGGGUGGUGGAUCACACCUCACCCUCUGAGGAUUUUAGCAGUUUACUAGAUAAAGUGGAACACAUGUCCGGAGAAACCUUAAGUGACCUUCCUAAAGUCGACAUCAUGUCGAACUUUCUCUUCAUUUUUACUUCGGGAACUACAGGUCUCUCCAAGGCAGCCCGUGUCGGUCACCUGAAAGCCAUCAUGAGUAUGGCGUUCUUUCAAAUGUCUGGCGCCACAUCUGAUGACAUCAUCUACAUCACUCUUCCUCUUUACCACAUGUCUGCCUCCCUGUUAGGGAUCGGAGGAUGCAUACACCUCGGUGCAACGUGCGUGUUAAAAAAGAAGUUUUCUGCCAGUCAGUUCUGGAAGGACUGUGUGAAACACAAUGUGACGGUGGUGCAGUACAUAGGAGAGCUCUGUCGAUACCUGUUCAACCAUCCCACGGUUCCGGAGGAGAGAACUCACAGUGUCCGGCUGGCGGCAGGAAGUGGUCUCAGAUCAGAUGUUUGGAGGGAUUUCGUCAAACGCUUCGGUAAGAUCAAGAUCAGAGAGGGUUACGGCUUGACUGAGGCCAGCAUCGGCUUUCUCAACUACACCGAUGAAGUCGGACCAAUUGGGAGGGCGAGCUAUUUCAACAAGCUUUCUAUGCCCUUUGAGCUCCUGAGAUACGAUCCACAAACAUACGAGCCGGUCCGCACAGACUCUGGAAGAUGCAUGCGAGCACAAAUAGGAGAGGCGGGGAUCCUGGUGGCUCCUCUGACCGCUAUGAACCAGUUCUUGGGCUACGCUGGGAACCAGGUCCAGUCUGAGAAGAAGCUGCUCAAGGGCGUGUUUGCAGCUGGGGAUGUCUACUUCAACACUGGAGACCUCCUGCUCCACGAUCACAGGGACUUUCUUUACUUCCGUGACCGAAUCGGAGACACCUUCAGAUGGAAAGGAGAGAACGUGUCCACCACCGAGGUGUCAGAGGUUUUAGGUCUUCUUGAUUUUAUCCAGGAGGCCAACAUCUACGGAGUCACCAUACCAGGACAUGAAGGUCGGGCAGGAAUGGCUGCUGUCGUCUUAAAACAGGAUCACAAAUUAAAUGGAACAAAACUCUACAACCAUUUAGUAGAAACGCUCCCUGCGUACGCCUGGCCGUGGUUUCUCAGAAUACAGAGCUCUCUGGAUGUGACGGAGACCUUCAAGCAGCAGAAGGUGAAGCUGGUCCAGGAGGGUUUUAAUCCGGACGUCACUCAGGAUCCUCUGUAUUUCUUAGACGUCUCUCAGAAGGACUAUAUUCACUUGACUGUAUGUGUUUAUCACGACAUUGUGUCUGGAAACAUGAAAUUAUAAACGUUAUAGGACACGUUAAUGCAGGAAUACAGAGAGUCAUAAUCCUGGACCUGUAAAAUGAAGUGUUACCCCUUAUUGUUUUGGAUGGGAAUAUUUCAUAUUUUAACACCAUUUAAAAUGAACUUUUAAUGACGUUAGUUUGUAGUUUUGGAUUUGUUUAGUUUGUCUUUUCAUGAAUGGAAAUCUAAUAUUUGCAGAAGUCUGAUGAAUGAAAUGAUGAAUGAAUUUCUGGGAGCGUUUCCAUGAUGAUGGCACUACGGUAACCGUCCAACUGUAAAAACUAACCUCAGCAUGGCACUUAGCACUAGUGACAUGUACAGUUAUGUCUGGCCUAUAAUGGAAAUGUCAAUAUAAAUUUGUCUUUCAACUCAUAUUUCACCAAGUGUGUACAAUCGUUUGACUAAAUAUUCAGUUGAAUUUUAAUAUCUCUGUAUAUUUGUUGAUAGACCAGUAAAAACACUGUAAACAUUCCUAAUAAAAAAGAUAACAUGUUCCUAUUUAUGUAGGCCUACUGUUAUUGGACAUGUGAAUUUCUGUGGGCUAAUGUAUGACUGUGAAAUUUUGAUUCAUGUCUGUAAAAUAUGAAUCCUCUCCUGCAUAUCGUUGCCUCAAAAGAACAUUAAAAAGUGUAUGUUUAAGUAUCUA